AUGGGCAAUGUAACCGAGACUCUUCUAGAGGCGGGCAACUCGUGCAGACCAUCCCCUGGACACCCACCCUGGUGUUACACCACUGACCCAGAUAUUACUUUCGAUUACUGCAACAUCCCGCUGUGUGACGAUUUCUUGUGUGGUGAUCCACCGGAGGUGCACAAUGCAAACAUUGCGGCAUACGACCAACUCAACAACCAAUAUAAAUAUGGUUGUGUGACCGGCACCAAAUAUGUCAAAGGAAGCACUUUUUCAAAAUGCCGUGACGACCUACGCUGGGAUGUGCCAACAAUUGUGUGUGCAUCACUGAACUGCUAUGAAUAUAGUGGAGAACAUGGUAUUCUGUACAGCGGCAACAAGUCAACGACCAGCAGCGGCAAGAAAUGUCAGAGGUGGACAGUUGAUACCCCGCACGUGGUCGAUGCCAUCUUCCGUGAUGAAAACAAUUUGACGUCAGACGUCACGCUUGAUGACGCAUCUAAUUACUGCAGGGGAUUCCGGGAUGGAAAGCAUCCAUGGUGCUACACAACAGACCCGUCGGUCGUUACCGAGACUUGUGAUGUGCCACAAUGUGAUAUUUGCAAGAAGCCACCCGAUUUGGUUGAUGCAAUCCCGUCUGAUCGUCCCGACAAUGAGACGGUCAUUUACAGAUGUAAAGAUGGAUUUAACUUCAUCAGAGGAUCGGGGAAAUCCAGGUGUCUGAAAUCUGGACUGUGGUCAAUCCCAGACAUGUUAUGUGCUCGUAAGUACUACGCAGACCCGUAUGCACUGAGGUGGGGUGGAGGUGGGGAGGAGGGCGAGUACCCCUCUAUUAAGGCCUGA
Gigantopelta aegis is the source of this 822-nucleotide messenger RNA. Its product is annotated as plasminogen-like. The transcript is spliced from 4 exons. Lineage: Eukaryota; Metazoa; Mollusca; Gastropoda; Neomphalida; Peltospiridae. Bases 1 to 822 code for a protein of 273 amino acids. The record is from RefSeq and is a predicted model, not a curated record.